Paramecium sonneborni is the source of this 955-nucleotide messenger RNA. The record is from the annotation of a GenBank genome assembly. Lineage: Eukaryota; Ciliophora; Oligohymenophorea; Peniculida; Parameciidae.
AUUUAAUGGGAGCAUAGUGUUGUAAUAAUUACUAGUAUCCCGAAGAUAUGGAGCCAUGUGAAGAUUCAGAAUUGAAACGUCUUGAUCUUCGAUAAAUUAACAUUAAAUACAAUUACAAAAAGAAGUAAAAAGUAAUGAAUUCAAGUUAAACAACUAAAACAUAAGAAAGAACUAGGUAAUUGGCAGUGACUUUAAAGAGUGGAGGAAUAUAUUUAGGUGAUUGGAUUGGUAAUAAGAGAGAAGGUUAUGGAACUUUAAAAUGGCCUGAUGGUUCUGAAUAUUAGGGUGAAUGGAAAAAUAAUAAAGCAAAUGGAUAGGGUAAAUUUAUUUAUGCAGAUGGAGAUUUUUAUGAGGGAUAAUGGGAGAAUGACAAAUAAAAUGGAUAAGGGAUAUUCUAAUCUUAGAAUGGAGGUAAAUAUUAGGGUUCAUGGAAAGAUGAUCUAUAAUAAGGAUUUGGAAUUGAAACUUGGGAGGAUGGGAGUAAAUAUGAAGGAUAUUUUUAUGAAGGUAUUAAAUAAGGAUAAGGUACAUAUACAUGGAGUGAUGGUUCAUAAUAUACAGGUUUAUGGAUUAAUAAUAAGCGACAUGGUUAAGGAGUAUAAAUUUGGAAAAAUGGAAAGUAAUAUCAAGGUGAAUGGUUUGAAGAUUAUAUGUGUGGAUAAGGAUCUAUGAAAUGGUCCAAUGGUUGCUAAUAUAUAGGUUUAUUUAAUAAAGAUGCUCCUAAUGGUUAUGGAAUUUUCAAGUGGGGAAGUAUUGUAUUAAAGAUAUUUUAGAUGGAAAGAGUUAUGAAGGUAGUUUUAAAUUAUCUAAACCUAAUGGUAAAGGAAAAGUUGUCUUGGAAAAUGGAUAGACAAGAUUUGGAGAAUGGCAAGAUGGAAAACUCUUGAAAUGGUAUGAUAAUUAAUAAGAUGUUUAAAAAGACAACUUUGAUGUACUUAAUUUAGAAGAUUUGUGA